GCCGACGGACGGACGGGCUGGCAGCGCGUCCCCCCCAGCCCCGUGCUCCCGGGCCGUAUCCUCCGGCUGCCCGCCUCCCCAUUGUUCCCGGUGUAAGAUAGCUGAAGCGUGCCGACCUGCGAGCAGUCACUCCGUUCGAUUUUAUUUUUGAAUAACCUUCUCAGAGUCUCCUCUCGGCUGCUCGGAGGAAGCUUUUGCAAGGCACCCUCUUCUCCCCAGCGUUGGGAGCUGCUAACAAGUGCCAUUCUGGAAGUGGCUUGGCAGAGGAAGGGGGACCAGUAGGAGUUAAGGAGAAAUUAGUUGGGCUUCAAACACUUUCACUCUUCAUGGUCUUUCCUUCCCCAAUUCCUGCCAAACCUCAGCUGGGGUAAUUGCACUUAAGAAUGAACAUUGAAGACAAGCUGGGAGGAUUAUUUCUUAAAUGUGGUGGCAUAGACCAAAUGCAGUCAUCCAGGGCUAUGGUAGGGAUGGGUGCAGUAUCUGACCAGUCUGGAGUAUCGAGAGAACGGCAAGAGGCAGUGCUUCAAGAUCGGACUAUGCCGCACCAAGAAAUUCUUGCAACAGAUGAAGUGUUACAGGAAAGUGAACUUCGACAGCAAGAGAUGAUUUCACAUGAUGAACUCAUGGUCCAUGAGGAGACGGUAAAAAAUGAUGAUGAAAUGGAUGCGCAAGAUAGACUUCCUCAAGGGCUGCAGUAUGCUGUUAAUGUCCCUAUCAGUGUAAAGCAAGAAAUUACCUUUACUGAUGCAUCUGAACAACAGAAACGAGACAAAAAACAAAUACGAGAGCCAGUAGAUUUGCAGAAAAAGAAGAAAAGAAAACAGCGUUCACCAGCAAAAAUCCUUACAAUAAAUGAGGAUGGAUCACUUGGUCUGAAAACCCACAAAUCUCAUGUUUGUGAGCAUUGCAAUGCUGCCUUUAGAACCAACUACCAUUUACAGAGACAUGUCUUCAUUCAUACAGGUGAAAAACCAUUUCAGUGCAGUCAGUGCGACAUGCGUUUCAUACAGAAGUACCUGCUACAGAGGCAUGAGAAGAUUCAUACUGGUGAAAAGCCAUUUCGUUGUGAUGAAUGUGGUAUGAGGUUUAUUCAGAAGUAUCACAUGGAAAGGCACAAAAGAACUCACAGUGGAGAGAAGCCUUACCAGUGUGAAUAUUGUUUGCAGUAUUUCUCCAGGACCGAUCGUGUGCUGAAACACAAACGUAUGUGCCAUGAGAACCGCGAGAAGAAACCGAACAGAAGUGCCACCAAAGUUGGCUUUUUGCCAUCGGAGGAAGAUUCUGGUUUCUCAACGCCUAUGAAAGACAGCUCCUUGCCAAAGAAGAAAAGGCAGAAAACAGAGAAAACAAAAUCUGGGGAUAAGGAAAGUUCAGAUAAAUCGGAACACAAGAAGGACAAAAAUGACUAUUUGCCUUUGUACUCUUCCAGUACUAAAGUAAAAGAUGAAUAUAUGGUAGCGGAGUAUGCUGUUGAGAUGCCACAUUCUUCGGUCAGUGGAACGCACUUAGAAGAAGCAAAUUCUGGAGAAAUACACCCACCUAAGCUUGUUCUCAAAAAGGUUAACAAGAGGAGCCUAAAACAGCCACUCGAGCAAAGUCAAACCAUUUCACCUUUGUCUACAUAUGAAGACAGCAAGGUUUCAAAGUAUGCCUUCGAUCUUGUGGAUAAGCAAAGUUUACUGGACUCUGAAGGUAAUGCUGACAUUGAUCAGGUGGACACAUUACAGGAAGGGCCCAGUAAACCUGUACACAGCAGCACUAAUUAUGAUGAUGCAAUGCAGUUCUUAAAGAAAAAGAGGUAUCUACAAGCAGCCAGUAACAACAGUCGAGAAUAUGCCUUGAAUGUAAGUACCAUAGCAUCUCAACCUUCAGUAACACAGGCAGCUGUGGCCAGUGUCAUUGAUGAAACUGCUACAGCCUCAAUAUUAGACACACAGGCGCUGAAUGUUGAAAUUAAAGGUAACCAUGACAAAAAUGUCAUUCCAGAUGAGGUACUGCAAACUCUGUUAGAUCAUUAUUCACACAAGGCUAAUGGACAACAUGAGAUCUCUUUCAGCGUGGCUGACACGGAAGUGACCUCCAGUAUAUCAAUCAAUUCCUCUGAAGUAUCUGAGGUCACCCAAUCUGAGACGGUUGGAACAAGCUCUCAAGCUUCCUCAUCAGAUAAAGCUAGUAUGUUACAGGAAUAUUCAAAGUUUUUACAACAAGCUUUGGACAGAACUAGCCAAAAUGAUGCCUAUUUGAACAACCCAAGCCUUAAUUUUGUGACUGAUAACCAGACUCUUACAACCCAGCCAGCAUUUCCUUCCAUGGAGAAGGUCUACACAUCUAUACCUGUCAAUAGCUUUCGAUCAGGAAUGAACUCUCCAUUAAGAACAACUCCAGACAAGUCUCAUUUUGGACUAAUGGUUGGUGAUUCGCAGCACCCUUUUCCCUUUUCAGGUGAUGAGGCAAAUCAUUCUUCUUCCUCCUCUACACAGGACUUCUUGGAUCAAGUAACUUCUCAGAAGAAAGCAGAGGCACAGUCUGUUCAUCAAGCAUAUCAAAUUAGCUCCUUUGAGCAGCCCUUUAGAGCUCAGUACCAUGGGGCAAGAGCUGGAAUAUCAUCUCAGUUUAGCACUGCCAAUGGACAGGUGAACCUUCGGGGACCAGGGACAAGUGCUGAUUUCCCAGAAUUUCCCUUGGUGAAUGUAAAUGAUAGCAGAGCUGGGAUGACUUCUUCACCUGAUGCCACAACGGGCCAGACUUUUGGCUAAGAAAUCUUUGUAAAUAAUACUGGCACUUUAGAACACACUUGUCAAAAGGGGGUUGCUCUGUAAAAGAUGGAGUUCUGUACAGCUUUUAAGAGCGCUAUGUUAAAACAAAAGUAAGCUGAUAUUAGCAAGACCAAUAACUGCUUCUUUCUUUUUUUUUCCUUUUUCUUUUUUUUUUUUUAAAUUUUUCGGUUAGCCACCAGUAAUUGAACUGCCUGAUGUUGGUGCCCCUAUCAAAGGCAGUUUAUUAUUCACUUGUUCGAGUCCAGAAAAUAUUUUACCUUCUAUGAAAUUUAAAAUAAAAAAAAUCCCCAGGUAAGACUUUCCCCCAUGAUUGUUUCCUUGCUGGUUUCCUUGUAUACUUUGGGAGGACAGUUAUUGUCUGAUAUUAUUCACAUUGUCAUUUCUAAGCUUGUCAGCAUAGUCAUUGCUCUUCAGCAGGGAAUCAACAUGUACUAAACACACAGAAUAAACAAAUAAGUUUCAAAGGUCAAGCAAAAAUGGCUUUAAAAGAUGGCGUUUUCUAGAAGAAUAAUCUUCAGUCUCUCAAAAAAAGUUUUAGAUCAUGUGCCCUUUAUUUCUGCUUUGCAUUACCUUGAGUUGUGUUUGGAGGGAAAAAAAAUGAAUUCUAAUAGACUAACUCUACUAUUUAAAAUUCUAAUUAAUUUAAAAUACUUUAAACACUUUUUUUAAGCAGAAUGCCUAACUGCUAAAGCCUUUACUUCAUUCCUGAAGUAAUAUGUAUUUCUUUGUACAGCUGAAUCUAGAUGUAACUUUUUAAUGACUUUUUCAUACACAGAUACCAAGAUUUUGGAGUUUUAGUUAAAAUACUCUAUAGAUGACAUUCCCAAUUGCAAAAUGCUUACACAAACUGUGUAUUCCAAGAUUUAAAAGCUUAAUUGUACCUUACCCUCCGUACUCAUAACGAUUAACAUAGAGCACUUAGCCAACUUGAUAGUUUUCGAUUUCUCAAAAAAUAAAACCAUUUUGAGAUUUUCAGGUUUGAUACGGUUGCAUCAUUUUCAUCUCACACAGCUCCAGUAAUUCUCUUCAAUACACUUGAGACUGGGUAUCCUUAGCUUCUCUAAAAACUGUUUUGAUUCUCUGUCUGGCAUUUUGACAAUUCAGACCAUUAAAUUUAUUGAAGUAUCCCUGAAAGCUGAAGAAGCAGGCAUUCAGAUUCCCUACCUUUUUAGUGUUUGCUUAGUGAAAGUCAUUACAAUUUUACCAACCCCAAACCGGUGAACGAUGCUAGUGAACAGGAUUUCUUUUUCCAGCCUAGGAGAGUGAUCAGAAGUUUUCGUUGCAUUUCACAGUAUAAAUAAACGACAAAGUUUAUCCCUGUACCACGAAUAUGUUUUUUUGAAUAGUACUUUGUCUUGAAGUAUACGGUAUGGUACGAUAAGUAGUUCUGUGUGCAUUUUUAAGGUGGUAAGAUUUGAGUAGCCUAACUAUUGUGUAGUUUAAGUUAACAAGUUACAGAUUUUUGAACUGUAAUGUUCAUUCUAUUGCACCUUCCCUAAAGGGACACUGUCUGGUAGUUUAAGGCAGUUUAAGCCUCAUGUAGGCUGAUUAACCAGGGAAAAACACACACACACACACACACACACAUAUGGGUAGGUAUGUAUAUGGUGAUUUUUUAAAAAUAGGAUUGCAUACAUGCUUUUACAGUGCUGUUGCUAACUGGUAUCUCUCAGAGAAAGCCAUCAGAUAGGAGAAAAGACUGCAUCUCAAGGGGCUGAAAUAUAUUCUGUCUUUUAAGAAAGGACUUGAACGGGACCUAGAACAAUUCUCAUCUCUUCUGAAAGCAGUAGCAAUAUUUUUCUUAAUUUUCAUUACCAGGAAACUGAUCCCACUCUUUAUCUUUUCCCCCCUGAUAGCACUAGUACAGCACUAACUUCACUUGGUACAGUUGAGGGAGAAAGGGUAUUUAUUUUAUCCACAGCUUGCUUCUCUUAUUGGCAAGAAAUACAAUUUAUGUAAACUUAUUUCUUAAUACUUUUGUAUAAGAAAACAGGUUCUGUUUUGAUUUGUUGACCCCUCUGUAUAAUACAAUAAGGUGUUUCAGUGUGCUAUGACUUACCAAUAGUUUUGCCCAAAUAUUUGUCCCCAAGUUAAAGAGCAGGCAUUAGGAGAGAAAAGUAAAUUCCUUUUGGAUUAUUGAUGAUACAUUUAAAGAAAUUUCUUUGAAAGAAUAUUUUUAAACUGAUUCUGGUUUUCUUCCUUUAUGGUCAGUUUGGUUUUUUCACUUUCUAUUCUAUGUUGCACAGAAAUAACAUAUAUGCCCCCUAUAUCCCAGGAAGCCACUUCUUGUAAUGCAUAUUUUGAGUGUUUCAUUUCCAUGACAUCUUUGCUUGUGCUGCCUGAAUAAUACUGUGUUGGCAUCUUUGCUCUCAUGCCCUGAUGCUGCAAGUAGAUGGCCAUUAAUUGUACUAUUUGUUGAAUACAGCAAGGAACAGAAGGGAAAAAAAGGCCAGGUUAUUACUGCACUGCCCUGGCCCCAUAGGGAGGUAAGAGGAAUAAAGCCUCCUUCUCCCUAAGGGGGCUGACUCAGCUUUAUUUGAAAAGGUUACUGCACUGAUACUCUGCUGGGAGAAGGUGAUUUAGGAGUUAGGGAGAGUCGCUCUCACUCCAUCCCAUCUCCACACAGGAAUUGCUCCAUAGGAGCACGAGGGAGCAAGCUGUUGUACAGAGUGAAGGAACUUGCUCUUCCUGCAGCCAAAUGGGAAUCACCUGAGGAAAUGUUAUCCCUUACGUCAGAACUCAUUCCCUAGCCUGCUGCUGAGCCAUUCCAGCUACACUCUGUGCCUUAGGACAGGCUGUGAAGUCCCCAUCUAAGCCACAGGGACUAUCCCAUAGGGUUCUUCCACAUGUACAAUUAAAAGUGAUGUGAGUAGUUGAUCCGCUGAUGCGUGAAGCUUUCUGCACUGGAGGAGUUAGCCAAAUAUACUGCUAUGAUUUAGGUUUAACUCAGUAAAAAGCUCUUGCUUAUUUAAUAAUGACAUUAUUUUAUUUAAUAACAUCUUUCACCGCUCACGUUUUGCUGCUUUUAAUCUACAGAUGCUCAUUCUUCAUGUUGAUCUGGGCACUGUUCGUUUUUUUAGGUUUUCAUGUAUGUUCGGAAAAAAGCAGCUUUGGUUUUCUGCUCUGUUCUUGUACUGAUGCUGUUCAGUCAGUCAGCACAAGGCUGGGGUGAGUGUGUGUAUUCCCCUGAGCCAACAACAGACAUUCUUAAUGAAAGGUCAUGUAAGCACCAAAUGUGUGUGUGUGUGUGUAAGGUGGACAUUUUGGGGAUAUCUACUAGUGAUAGAGCAGUGAUAAUUUUAAAAAAAGAGGAAACUGAUGACAUUUAUUAACAAACUAUAUAUAUACACAAUACAUGUGUAUAUAUAUAUAUAUAUAUAUAAAAAUAUAUACGCACUUAUUAAUAGGCCAUAUUUUGGUCCUAAAUUACUUGACAGUGUCCCUUUUAGCAUGAAUCUGUUGAUAUGUUUUACCAUUAAUAUAACAGACAAUGAAGGAAUCAGCUUGUAAUGGUAUACUAAUAGGCAUUUACAUUUUCUUCCUUUGAUUUGAGAAUGAAUUAAUCAUAAAUGACAAGUUUUGGGGAGAAGGAUUAACCAUGUGUAUUACUGUAUGUUGGUUUACGAAUAACAACAUAAACAAUUUCAAUUGGACGAUAAAAGAACCAUGUUUAUGAUCUUGUGUCUCCUAGUGUUGUCUUUAGGAAAACUGUGUUUCAAGAAGAAAAUAGGACAAGGAAGUAUUCAUGUGAAAUAACAACUUGUAUUAUUUUUAUAUUAUACUUGUCAGUUUUUUGGAUGACGGGAGCUUUUCAUUGUUAAUUGAGAAGUACAGUAAAAUCUUGCUAAUUCGCUGACUUCUAAACAGAGCAUCCAGUAGGUUUCUACAUCCCUGAUGGUCUCUUCCCACCUCUCUGCAAUGGUCUAAAACAUGCUGUAGCGAGGUCUCAUACAAUAAUACUGUACUACUUCACCCAAGUAUACUACAGCAUCUACAUUAGUAUACUGGGAGAUAGAAGGAGUAUUGAAAACUAAAUUACAGUUGUCAAAAUAAAUGAACAAAGUACAUUUUGUGAUGUGACAUCCUUGCUUUUGUUGCCUGCUUCUUCGCUAUUUUCAAAAUUGUCAUUUUUAAAGGGUUUCUAAGACAUUGCUGCGAAUUAUUGGGGUUCUACUGUAACUUUUGGAGUUUAUUCUAAAGUAUUCAUGUUCUCCUAUGAAAACUUUCCACUUGGACAGAUACAUUAUAUUCCACGCUUGAUCAGAAUAUUUUUAUAGUAUUUGUAUCAUGUGUAGUAACUAUUUGAAAUGAACCAGAAUAUUUGGAUGAAUUCACUCUGAAUUUUGCAGCAUUGGAUUACUUUAUGUAUGUAUAUUUGCUAACUAAAUUUUCUUGGCUUUGAGAGCUUUGAUUUUUAUUCUUCUUUGUUUGCUUGUUUUAAUACCAUUACAAAUUGCAGGGAAAAAUCCUGAUACUCCUGGGAAUCCGGUUGGAAAUGUUAACAGGCAGGAAUAUGCUUAUGCCGUCGGUACCAGUACGCAUGUGAACUUUCAAAUUACAUGGUUGGUACUGAAGCAAAUGAAUAAUGCCACAGUUUCCUAGAGUUAAAAUGUUUUACUAAAAUGAAGCCUUGUAACUUUGAAAGUUCAUUCGACUUAUGGUAAUGCAUGUUUAUGUUAGGCAUGUAAUGCAUUUAGCUGAAACUCACUUUGCAAAGGACAAGCACUAAGAAAGUAUUACUGCUAAUGAAAAGAUGUGUCNUUUAAACUUUUCUUCAAGUUUAAUUUGCUUUGUGUCAGGGAAAUAAAUUUAUAGUCGCUUUUGCUCUACUCGACCUACAAAACCUUCUGUUUCCUUUCUAAAAUUACAUCUUUUGGUAGGAAACACAAACUGAGGCAAGCAAACAUUUCUAAGACUUGUUUCUUGCUUUCCUUAAUCCAAUGGAUGGAAAGGUAAUAUUGUGUAAACAACAUUAUUUUAUUUUUUUAUGCAAUACCAUGCUGUAAAUAUGAUUUAUCAAAUAAGGAUGUACCUAUGAUUGAAUCUUUGAUUCUGCACAGCUAGAGUUUAUAUAUAAAUAUAAAUGUGUCUUGACAAUCAAGGACUUAUGUCAGUCUUCCUUUAUGACGUUUCUUAUUGUUAUGCAUUCCAUUUGUUUGACUUGAGUAUUUGUAUUGUCUGUAAAGUAUGUAAUGUUUUUAUAGCUUGUUUAAAACAAACAAAAAAGCCUGUAAAUAUGAACUGAUCACAGUACUGCUCUGUUAGAAGGCAUAAGAUGAUGUACUGUUUGUAAGCAAUAAUACAUGACAGUGCUAACUUGACAAGUAGCAUAAGGUUAAGUUCCAAAAAUACCUUUGGGAGUUAAUAGCCUUGUUUGAGUUAAUGAAUAUUCUUAAUCAUUUUUUUAUAAAUAAAUUCAAACGUCCUCCUGCUGGAAUAUAUAACAUUGUUUACACAGCACAAUUUCAGUCACAGAGAGGACAGUCUUUAGAUCUAUGGCUUCAUCCGUACACACUUUGAGUAAGAAAUGAAUGGCUUGGCUGCACUUCUGCGAGAUGAGGAAGACUGCAAAAGUUGAAUAGCUGUGUCUCUAAAGGAUGAGAGAUACUAUUCUGUUUCUGUGCUGAUUCCUGACAGUUCCUCUACUUAAUUUGGAGUCUUUAAGUCCUGAUAUUGAACUGGUGAGACUGGGGCCUCCCAUAGAAAGGAGUAGUUCUCUUCUUAUUUCAUAUGCAGAUAAACAGUGAACUUAGGAGUCACCUCGUCAUUUGAGUUGCAUAUUUUUCAAAUUAUGAGCUAUGAGAUGUUGAGAUGGGUUUAUUCUGAUAAAUAAACUAAAUGUCAAACUUAUAGUUUGAAUCGAAUAGGUAUUAGACUGUACAGAGCAGCAUAACUAUUUGAACAGUCAUCACUGCUUUAGAACCUCCCCCCCAAUUUAUAAAUGUAUAUGACCUACAUUUUAUAGAAAAAGAAAUGUUUUUAAAUGCUAGUCAUUUAUAUAAUAUGUGCUUUGAAGGAUUUGCUAGUCCACUUCUGUCACUUUUAGUACACUGGUAUCUUUUAUAUGUAAUGUAUGCUUUUUAUUAUUAUAAUUAUUAUAAUUAUUAUUAUUGUAGUAAAACAUUUCAGUAGGAGGAAUUUUGCAACAGUAUGAGGGGUUGAAAUUUUCAUUGUCAGAAAUGAAUUAUACUGGACUUUGUCUUU
Lepidothrix coronata (blue-crowned manakin) is the source of this 8981-nucleotide messenger RNA. It is a transcript of the gene ZNF148, whose product is annotated as zinc finger protein 148. The coding region runs from base 384 to 2756 and encodes 790 amino acids. The record is from RefSeq and is a predicted model, not a curated record. Lineage: Eukaryota; Metazoa; Chordata; Aves; Passeriformes; Pipridae. Gene Ontology annotation, biological process: regulation of transcription by RNA polymerase II. Gene Ontology annotation, molecular function: DNA-binding transcription factor activity, RNA polymerase II-specific; RNA polymerase II cis-regulatory region sequence-specific DNA binding. Gene Ontology annotation, cellular component: nucleus. The transcript has 7 exons.